AUGACCUCUGGUGUCACCCCCGAAGUGGAAUUGGAGUCGUUCUUGCCGCAACCACACUCCCUCAAUUACUUUGAGCACCAGGACCACAAAAAUAUGGGGAUCGUUGGCCUUACCGUGGAUAUACCUUCGUCUCGACGGCCGGACACAAGGACUGACAGGAAACACUCUCCCCCUCGGUGGAAGACGGUCGAAUUCAAAUGUUAUGCCACGAUAGCAUGCAUAGUGAUACCCAUAAUGUUCUGGAUACCGAUGACACUCAGCAGCUCUACGCACCCUAAUUAUCCUCUCUAUGCACCCCGUCUUUCCAAGGGAUGGAUGUUUGGGCGCAAAGUGGACAAUAGCGACGACCAAUACCGUUCGUUUCGUACCAAUAUACCAUCGCUUUCAGCAGCAGCAUUAAUUUAUCUUACCCUCAAAUCUCUCUACGUUCGCGUCGCUGGAACCUCUAAACCGGAUUCUACCCAUUUAAUCCCGUUCAACCUCGCAUUUUCCAUCCUAAUGCUUCUUGCUUUGCAUGGAAGCAGCAUACUUAAGAUAUUGCUAAUACUGACCAUAAAUUUUGCUAUUGCGAAAUGCUGUGGUCCGUCGAAACUGGCUCCGUGGCUAAUCUGGACCUUCAACGGAGCCAUUUUGCUCGCCAACGACAGAUACCAUGGAUACGUCUUUGGCGAUAUCGUCCCGGCUCUCUCGUUCCUGGAUGAAUGGGACGGCCUAUAUCCCAGAUGGUACAUUAGCUUCAAUAUCACUAUGUUGAGGUUAGUCUCCUUCGGCAUGGACUAUCAUUGGGCGUGCAAGCACCCCGGAAAACUCAAUAUAGACUCCAAUCUGAACGAAAAGACCCGUGUAUCCACGGUCCAUUCUUUGGAAAUGUAUUCGUUUAUCAACUACCUAUCUUACGCCAUAUAUUCGCCGUUGUAUAUCGCUGGCCCAAUUAUGACGUUCAACGACUAUGUCUGGCAGCAUCGCAAACCGAUGUCCGUCACAUGGCGGUACACAUUAGGCUAUCUGCUGAGAUUCCUGGCGUCCCUCCUGACUAUGGAAUUUAUCUUGCAUUUCAUGUAUGUAGUCGCCAUCAAGAACAAGAAGGCUUGGGGAGGGGAUACACCGGCCGAAAUCAGUAUGAUAGGCUUCUGGAAUCUCGUCAUUGUCUGGCUGAAGCUGCUGAUACCUUGGCGAUUCUUUCGUCUUUGGGCGCUCUUGGAUAAUAUCGAUCCGCCAGAGAACAUGGUGCGUUGUAUGGCGAACAACUAUUCUACAUUUGGCUUUUGGAGAAGUUGGCACCGUAGCUAUAACCUGUGGAUCAUCAGAUAUAUUUACAUACCCAUGGGGGGAGCGAAAAGCGUGGUUUUGAAUAGCGUUCUCGUCUUUACAUUCGUAGCCUUAUGGCACGAUCUCACCUUUCGCUUGUUGGCAUGGGGGUGGCUGGUUAGCUUGUUCAUUAUUCCGGAAUUGUUGGCUAGUUCUGUGCUUCCAGCCUCCAAAUAUGAUCAACGCUGGUGGUAUCGGCAUGUAUGCGCGCUUGGAGCUGUGGGCAACAUGAUGAUGAUGAUGGCAGCCAACCUUGUUGGAUUCGUUAUUGGAACCGAUGGCGUCCAGUUCUUCCUACAGAGACUUACUGGAAGCAUCGAAGGCGAGUCAUACCUAGAAGCCACUGCAUGUCGUCACAAAAUUCACACUUCGACUUCUGGCAGGCACAAGAUUUUUGGUGCUUUCCGUGUUCUGCAUGUUUGUCGCGGCCCACCUUAUGUUCGAGUACCGGUAAGUUCUAAUUGUCUACUGGAUUAG
Pleurotus ostreatus (oyster mushroom) is the source of this 1785-nucleotide messenger RNA. It is a transcript of the gene GUP1, whose product is annotated as glycerol transporter. Gene Ontology annotation, biological process: GPI anchor biosynthetic process. NCBI's taxonomy places the organism in Eukaryota, Fungi, Basidiomycota, Agaricomycetes, Agaricales, Pleurotaceae. The coding region runs from base 1 to 1785 and encodes 594 amino acids. Gene Ontology annotation, cellular component: endoplasmic reticulum. The transcript has 9 exons. The record is from RefSeq and is a predicted model, not a curated record.